AGUUGGAAGAAACAUAAGACCAAUGCCUCUUUUCCACUUUCCAGGUGAAGUUCGUAGAAGUGGAAUUCCAAGAAAAGGAAAAAUCCUGGAUUGUGCUUGUUUGCAUAGGAGCCAUGUCGGGAGUCGGGCGCCUGGCCUCCGGACCCAUUGGUGAUCUCAUCCCCGGAUUGAAGAAGAUUUAUUUGCAGGUUGCGUCCUUCAUCACCUUGGGUAUCAUGUGCAUGAUGUUGCUACAGUGCCAAGCGUUUUGGGGGGUGAUCAUCGUCUGCCUCUUCCUUGGACUUUGUGAUGGACUCUUCAUCACCAUUAUGGCCCCCAUUGCCUUUGAGCUGGUUGGGCCCAUGGAGGCUUCUCAAGCCAUUGGCUAUCUCCUGGGACUCAUGGCCAUUCCCAUGUUAGCUGGCCCACCAAUUGCAGGAUUCCUUCAUGACCAUUUUGGGAAUUACCAGCUUGCCUUCUACUUUGCUGGCGUUCCUCCGAUAAUUGGAGGCCUCAUUCUCGCGUUUGUUCCCUUCAUCCAUCAGAGUCAGCUCAAGAAGAAACGAGUGGAUUCGGGGAAAGACAAGAUGUUGGGUUCAGAGAUGGUCCCAAAUGGAGGGCUCCUCCCAGGUGCUCCAGCCACUGAGGGAGCUGUGGUGUAAACUUGUCUCGGUUACCCAUCUGUCACCAGCAGGGUUUUCUGAUCCCCGCCCGAGCCGAGAUCUUUGGAAAGGAGAACUUAACCUCUUCUGUGAUAACAGAAGAUCUCUCUGUCGGUAAACUAAAGUCAAUCCUGAUCAAACUCUUGGCUUUCAAGUUGAAUUUGAAUUUCCUUUGCCUCUUUCUUUCCUACUGAACAUUUUCAUUGUUCCCUCAUUCAUGUCCCGGCUGUGAUUCCCCCCCCCCCGGGUAAUACAUUAGUGGAUUAUGCAUAGAUGAUUGUGAUAACAUUUUAAUGGAUUGCGUUGGACCACUUCCUCUCUCCUUUCCCCCAAAGUAGAUUCUGUAGCCAUACUUAAUUAUUUUGCUGACAAGGGGUUUAAAUUCACUGGAAACUCCAUCGGGAGCGAGUGGUGAAGCUGCCAAAUUCUCAGAAGUAGAUUAGUCUCUACUCACGGAGACAGAAGGACAAGAGCUGAACGGGUGAAUUCUGAAUUCUCUUCUGAAAAGUUUUCUUUUCAACUAGCAAGUUCAACCUUUUUCUCCUGUCUCCCUAAAAUCUGUCCCUGAACAAGCACUUAGAUAUUAAGGGGUUUUUUUUUCUUUCAGUUCCAUUGGGUUGUGAAUUCUUUGUUUGAUUUCUUUUGCAUAUUAAAUGUAUCUCAAAAG
Messenger RNA from Crotalus tigris (Tiger rattlesnake), 1308 nucleotides. RefSeq names its product monocarboxylate transporter 8-like. NCBI's taxonomy places the organism in Eukaryota, Metazoa, Chordata, Lepidosauria, Squamata, Viperidae. The record is from RefSeq and is a predicted model, not a curated record. Bases 114 to 641 code for a protein of 175 amino acids. The transcript is spliced from 3 exons. Gene Ontology annotation, biological process: transmembrane transport. Gene Ontology annotation, molecular function: thyroid hormone transmembrane transporter activity; monocarboxylic acid transmembrane transporter activity.